GAAAAGGUCGUGGCCCUGCUAGUAAUAAUGUUCUUGAAGAACGAAGGAAAAAAGCUGGGAAACCAUUGGAUCUAGAGCUUGAUCCUGUGACCAACAAAGUGGUUGGGUAGGAGGAUCAAGCUUUUAUUCGCAUGUUGGGAACUCUAGUUUCCAUGUUGUGUCCGGGGCAUUAUUUGGAUUUUGCUGAUGUACCUCAACAGUUUAAGGAUCAAGUGCUUGAUCGUAUGAGGUAUUACUAUAAUAUAGACGGUCAUCCACAACGUGAGUCAGUUCUGGCAACUCUCAACAAGGAGAUGGGGGAAAGAUAUCGCGAGAGAAAGAACUAUAGACAUAGACACUUCAAAAAUCAUUAUGCUGGACCAGAAGAUUUGGAGAAUGUCCUCUCUAAGCCACCUAACCAUUGCACUAAGGAGGCUUGGAAGCUUAUUUGUGAAAUGUUUUUGAGCGAAAGAUUUUUGGCUCGUUCCGCUAAAAAUCAAGUAAACAGAAGACAAAUGAAGUAUGUAACAACACAAGGCACAAAGUCGUUGGCAGCUAAGCGUCACGAAUAUGUAAGUGAAGAUGUUAAUUUAAUUUUAUAAAAUAACACAUUCUGAAACAUUUUGUUUACAUUUGUAUAGGAG
This is a messenger RNA of Humulus lupulus (European hop), 623 nucleotides long. RefSeq lists its product as uncharacterized. The coding region runs from base 132 to 581 and encodes 149 amino acids. The transcript is spliced from 2 exons. The record is from RefSeq and is a predicted model, not a curated record. NCBI's taxonomy places the organism in Eukaryota, Viridiplantae, Streptophyta, Magnoliopsida, Rosales, Cannabaceae.